Messenger RNA from Sugiyamaella lignohabitans, 2373 nucleotides. RefSeq lists its product as uncharacterized. The record is from RefSeq and is a predicted model, not a curated record. The transcript has a single exon. The coding region runs from base 1 to 2373 and encodes 790 amino acids. Gene Ontology annotation, molecular function: sequence-specific DNA binding; zinc ion binding. Gene Ontology annotation, biological process: silent mating-type cassette heterochromatin formation; regulation of transcription by RNA polymerase II; rDNA heterochromatin formation. NCBI's taxonomy places the organism in Eukaryota, Fungi, Ascomycota, Dipodascomycetes, Dipodascales, Trichomonascaceae.
AUGUACACUUUCGAUAAGACUCACUCUAUAAUGUGUUUGGCUAGACUGCCAAAUGUAGUGAGCGUUCCCGUGGCUUAUGGGGAUGAUAAUUCGCCACUAGGAGUGAUAGAUUUGGGUACCUGUUUACAAGCAGUUAAUGAAUGUUCACCUGAGCUAAUAGCUGGAACCUCGUGUAAAGAUUACGCCGUAUACUCAGUGGAUUUCACAGAACCCGACCAACCAUUAGUAGGUCAUGGCAUGUUAUCAUGGGUCACUUUACAAAGAUUAUCGCAAAAUUCAGCUCCAGUUUGGUUGGCAGGAAAAGUUACAAACAACAUUCUUCCCUUGUAUGCGGCAAAAGAAACUCUCGAGGUUCACCUCCGAUUGUUUCCCUUGCAAGAUACAAACCAAGACGACUACUUAGCAUCAAUAAGGGUAUACGAAUCUUUAGCUAAAAAUCUUCCCAGCGAUUUCAACCACCCUGCGUGGGCUAGAUUUGUCAGUUCAAACGCAGGCAUACUAAAUCUCGACGAAAAUAGAAAUGCCCAACCAACUUCGAACCAAAUGCAGAAUCUGAAUCGAAGUAAAAGUCAAAUCCUAACACAGACUCAAGGCGAGACACAGAAUCAGCAUUCGCGUCAGAUACAUGUACAGAACUCGAACCAAUCACAACCUCAGAGUUUACAACAUCAGGCAAAUCAACAUAAUCAGAACCAGAACAAUCACUCGAUGGCUAAGAGGAGUUAUAGUCUGCGGGAGGUGAAUGCCAAUACGGACAAGUUGCACGAAGCGGCUCGUCGCAAUUCGACAAGUUCGAGACCCGCUAGUGUUACUCCCUCAUCACCAAUACUACAAGCACCGAAACGCUACAAGUCGCUAGCAAACGAUUCUGCCCCUCAUCCAUACUAUCCUGCAUCUUCACCACCCCCAACUACUUCGAACACUUAUGGAAGCCACAAUCAACACCGACACAUACGUGCUUCGAGCCCUAUUCGAACAUCGGAUAACCACAGCAAUUCCAACUCAAAUGUUAUCUCAACACAGAAGGGUCUGAUUCGCCUCAGCUCUAUUGACUUAUCAUCGGCAUUCAACGAUAGUAUCAAGAGUACAAAUACCUCAAAUUCAACAGCCCCACCUGCACCAGCUACAAGUUCAUCAUCAAGUAGCACUACCAGAGCCAGAGGUAGAAGACGUCGAGCAAAAGAUGACGACGGAUCGGGUGUUGAUGUUGUUGUUCAGUGUGAUAAUUGUGGUACUACCAAAACGCCCACAUGGAGACGAGUUAAGACCGGGGAUAAAGAUCGAAACUUGUGCAACCCUUGUGGAUUAUGGUAUCAAACCAAGAAGACAAUGAGACCAGAAAGCUUGUGGCACAAUGCUGCCAAGAACUCCAAGAAAAAGGCGGGCGCAAAUAAUGGAGAUAAUGCCAACAACGAUUCCAGUAAUGGCAACGGAAAUACCGUGACAAGUAGUUUGUCUGCCACAGCUCGUGGCCCUGUGGGACCCUCGACGGCUCCUAACUCAUCCUCUGCGAAUGCAGUUACUCCUGUACCCAAUACGAAGCCUAGCUCAAGUUCGUCAAUACCAGCGACGUCAUUGACAAAUAACGCUAGUCGACUUGAUCCCUCAUCAACUUCACCAGCGGAUGGUGCUUCUAUUUCUAGAAGCUCAACACCAUCAUCAGCUACGCCAAACGUGGAAACCACUGGUGGGGAUACCAUCGACUAUACGGGAAAUGGCCCCUCCCCUGAUCCCGUUUCUAAGCCCGCCAAAGAAUUGACGACAAACCUGUCCCAACCUCUGCAUUUGCCUUCACAGAACACUGCUUCCAUGCUUCCUCCUCUUAAAGCUGCUAAUAGCGAAGCUGUUGAUGAUGAGUCUGACAAGGAGAACAGACGCCCGACAUCUGAUCAGAGUACUAAUCCUCAUGGUCACGAGCCUGAUACAGCUGAUAUUGAUUCACUGUUCGAAACUCCAAAAAAGAAUCGGAUCCGCUCUGACAUUCCGAUGGGUUCGAUUACUCCUACUUCCAAAUGGAUUGCUAAACUGAUUCAGCCUCGUUCAGACGAUGAUGAUGUUUUCAAGGCAUUUUUGGACUCACCCUCUAAACGUGCUCUUGGUGGCGUCAGCAGCUCCAAUGGAAACCGCCAAGAUCAAUUAAGCUCAGUGGUUUCCGAUAUGACUUUCGAUGGUUCUAUGGAUAACUCCAGCAUUCCUUCAGAACCACUUAUGAUGCCUUCGUCACCACCAACCUCGUUCUUCUAUUUGUAUGAUGAAACCACUUCCCAUUGGCCCACUAAGCAAUGGGGCCAUGACACGGGGACAGCACAUGUAACACCAUCAGAAUUCGAUGAAGAUGAUGCUGGUGCUCCUACCGUUAAAUCGUUACAGUGA